Ictidomys tridecemlineatus (thirteen-lined ground squirrel) is the source of this 6834-nucleotide messenger RNA. NCBI's taxonomy places the organism in Eukaryota, Metazoa, Chordata, Mammalia, Rodentia, Sciuridae. The record is from RefSeq and is a predicted model, not a curated record.
CGAGGAUCCCUUGCUCGGUUACUUACCUCCUGCCUGUUCAUCAGCUUAGUUUGCUGCCAUCCGAAAGCUAUUGAAAAGCCAUUAACAGGCAGGACCCGAGAGCCGCCGCACUGCAGCACACCUCCGCGCGGGGCGUGCGGCAGACUGUGGCCGUGGGAGAGCACCAAUUAGCGCUGACUCUCCCCGGGAUCCUGGCACCAGGAGCGUGUCAAUCAAGGGUGCUACAAUAGCACGUGCAGCGCGGUGGCUCAGAACCCACCGGAGGCUUCUCUGAACUCCAGGUGCUGAAUGAGAAUGAGUUGGGAGCUUUUUGCUCGAUCAUGGAACGGAGCCUUGGUUCAAUAAUGCAUCCCGAGGUAAAGUGUUACCUGAGUAAGGACUCUGAAUAAUGCAUUCUCGGGGACGACAGUUGUAGCAGAAGAGAAUGCUGGAACCAGUAGCAGCAAGCCUCCUGCCUGAGAGGGAAAGAUGUCUCACUAUCAUUUUAUCAAGUGCUGUUGCUUUCAGCUAUGUAACGUGUUCCGAUCCCAUGAGAUGGAAAUUGACCAGUGCCUGCUGGAGUCCCUUCCCCUGGGCCAGCGGCAGCGGCUGGUGAAGCGCAUGCGCUGUGAACAGAUCAAAGCCUACUAUGAGCGCGAGAAGGCCUUGCAGAAGCAGGAAGGGUUCCUGCGGAGGCUGAGGCAUGGGAAGCACCAGAAAGUGCAUUUCAACCUCGCCGACAUGAUCCAGGACGCCAUCAUCCACCACAACGACAAAGAAGUGCUCCGGCUCCUGAAGGAGGGGGCGGAUCCGCACACUCUCGUCUCCUCAGGAGGGUCCUUGCUCCAUCUGUGUGCUCGCUAUGACAAUGCCUUCAUCGCAGAGGUCCUGAUUGACAGAGGAGUCAACGUCAACCACCAGGACGAGGACUUCUGGACGCCAAUGCACAUCGCUUGUGCAUGUGACAACCCUGACAUUGUCCUGCUGCUUGUCCUGGCCGGAGCCAAUGUCCUUCUCCAGGACGUCAAUGGAAAUAUCCCGCUGGAUUAUGCUGUGGAAGGGACAGAAUCCAGCUCUAUCCUCUUGACCUACCUGGAUGAAAACGGAGUGGAUCUGACCUCCCUGCGCCAGCUGAAGCUGCAGAGACCAAUGAGUAUGCUAACAGAUGUCCAGCACUUCCUGUCGUCCGGAGGCAAUGUCAACGAGAAGAAUGACGAAGGAGUGACCCUGCUACACAUGGCCUGUGCAAGUGGCUACAAGGACGUGGUGUCACUUAUCCUGGAGCACGGUGGGGACCUCAAUAUCGUGGAUGACCAGUACUGGACGCCCCUCCAUCUGGCAGCCAAGUACGGCCAGACAAACCUGGUGAAACUUCUUUUGCUGCAUCAGGCGAACCCAAACCUCGUGAACUGUAACGAAGAGAAGCCCUCAGACAUCGCCGCCUCUGAGUUGAUCGAGGAGAUGCUGCUGAAGGCCGAAAUUGCCUGGGAAGAGAAAAUGAAAGAGCCUUUCUCUGUCCCUGCCUUAGCCCAAGAGGAGCCCUACGAAGAGAUCGUGCCCGCCCUCCCCGCACUGUCCAGCAAGCUUGGUCCCAUGGUGCUUCCAAUUGCCAAGCAAGACAGUUUGUUGGAAAAAGACAUCAUGUUCAGAGAUGCAACAAAGAGUGUGUGUGCCCAGCAGCCUCAGGACGGGACCCCUGAAAGCAGCCUGGUGAACGGCCCCAGCAAGCCCGAGCAGGUCAAGCUAAUGCCUCCGGCUCCCAACGAUGACCUGGCGACUCUGAGUGAGCUCAACGACGGCAGCCUGCUGUACGAGAUUCAGAAGCGCUUUGGGAACAACCAGAUAUACACUUUCAUUGGGGAUAUCCUUCUACUGGUUAACCCAUUCAAGGAGCUCCCAAUCUACUCUACCCUGGUCUCUCACCUCUACCUGAGCCACACGGGGAGGCCCAGCCCCUCGCUGCCUCCCCACCUGUUCUCCUGCGCAGAGAGGGCCUUUCACCAGCUGUUCCGGGAGCGGAGGCCUCAGUGUUUCCUUCUCAGUGGGGAGCGAGGAUCUGGCAAGUCGGAGGCCAGCAAGCAAAUCAUGCGGCACCUGACCUUCAGGUCUGACUCCAGCAGGGCCGCAUUCGACGCCAGGUUUAAACACGUCACAUGCAUCUUGGAAGCCUUUGGACACGCCAGGACAACACUCAACGAUCUGUCCAGUUGCUUCAUCAAGUACUCGGAGCUGCAGUUCUGUGAAAGGAAGAAGCACAUGACUGGAGCCAGAAUCCAUACCUACAUGCUGGAGAAGUCCAGACUGGUUUCCCAGCCUCUGGGCCAGAGCAACUUCCUCAUCUUCUACCUGUUGAUGGACGGGCUGUCCUCGGAGGAGAAGCACGGACUGCACCUGGACCGCGGCUGUGCCCACCGGUACUUGAACCAGACCACACGGGAAGAUGUGUCCACAGCAGAGCGCUCUCUGAACAGGGAGAAGUUCGCGGUUUUGAAACAAGCUCUGAAUGUUGUCGGCUUCAGCGCUGUGGAGGUGGAGAACCUAUUUGCUAUUCUAGCAGCAAUAUUGCACCUUGGAGACAUCCAGUUCACCGCGCUGACGGACGCUCACUCUGCCUUUGUCUCUGACCUCCAGCUUCUAGAACAAGUGGCUGGAAUGUUACAAGUGUCCACAGACGAGUUGGCCUCUGCCUUGACCACGGACAUCCAGUAUCUUAAAGGGGACUUGAUAAUACGACGACACACUAUACAGAUUGCUGAGUUUUACCGUGACCUCCUGGCCAAGUCCCUGUACGGCCGCCUGUUUGGCUUCCUGGUGAACACCGUGAACUGUUGCCUGCACAGUCCAGAGGAGCAGGAGCACAGAAGCCUGCAGACCCUGGAUAUUGGAAUCCUGGACAUCUUUGGUUUUGAAGAAUUUCAGAAGAAUGAAUUUGAACAACUUUGUGUCAACAUGACCAACGAGAAGAUACACCACUACAUCAAUGAAGUGCUUUUCCUACAAGAGCAGACAGAAUGUGUACAAGAGGGAGUUACCAUGGAAACGGCAUAUUCUCCUGGUAACCAGGCUGGAGUUUUGGAUUUCUUUUUCCAGAAGCCGUCAGGAUUGCUCUCUUUAUUGGAUGAAGAAAGCCAGGCGAUUUGGUCCACAGAACCGAACCUUCCCAAAAGGCUACAGAACCUCCUAGAAUCAUCGAACACAAAUGCCGUGUACUCCCCCACGAAGGAUGGGAACGGCAACGUGGCUCUCAAAGGCCAAGGUGCGGCGUUCACCGUCAUGCACUAUGCAGGAAGGGUAAUGUAUGAGAUUGUUGGAGCAAUUGAAAAAAAUAAAGACUCCCUUUCACAGAAUCUUCUAUUUGUAAUGAAAACUAGUGAAAAUGUCGUGAUCAAUCAUUUGUUCCAGUCGAAAUUGUCACCAACGGGAUCCCUCCUAUCUUCAUAUCCUUCCUUUAAAUUCCGAGGACAUAAAUCUGCCCUGCUCCAUAAGAAAACGACAGCUUCCUCAAUUGUUGGAGAGAACAAGAAUUAUCUCCAGCUUAGCACGAUAUUAAAAAAGAAAGGAGCGUCUACAUUUCGGCAAAGACUGGAGCGCAGCAAUCCCACCAGCACAGCUUCACAGCUCAGGAAAUCCCUGGCGGAUAUUACCGGGAAGCUCCAGCACUGCACCCCGCAUGUCGUUCACUGCAUCAAACCCAAUAACUCGCAGCUGCCAGACGUGUUCGACCACUUCUACGUGUCGGCUCAGCUGCAGUACCUGGGCGUCCUGGAGCUGGUGAAGAUCUUCAGGUUCGGGUACCCCGUGCGCCUCUCCUUCGCGGAUUUCUUGUCGAGGUACCAGCCCUUGGCGGACACACUCGUGCGUGAGAAGGAGGAGCAGCCCGCAGAGGAGAGGUGCCGGCUUCUUCUGCAGCAGUGUCAACUACGGGGCUGGCAGGUGGGCGUCCGCAAGGUGUUCCUGAAACACGGGCAUGCCGACCAGCUCCACAGUCUCUGCCUGCAGCUGCAGAGGAGCAUCAUAACCUGCCAGAAAGUCAUACGAGGGUUUCUAGCACGCCAACACCUGCUUCAGAGAAUGAGCAUCAAACAGCAAGAAGUCACAUCCAUCAAGAGCUUUCUGCAGAACACAGAGGACAGGGCACUGCAAGCCUACGACGCCCUGGUCAUUCAGAACGCCUCCGACAUCGCCCGGGAGAAUGACAGGCUCCGGAAGGAAAUGAAUGGUCCGUACCCUAAAGAGAAGGCCGCUGCCAGGAGCAAGCAAGAGGAAGGAGCCAGAAGAGCUGAAGACCAGGGUGGGUCCUGGCACGUCCACUCCAGCUCGGUCCCCCUCCCCAUGGCGGUGGACAGCCUGGCCCAGGCUCUUGCUGGACCAUCCAUCCGGUCUCCAUCACUGCACUCAGUGUUCAGCGUGGAUGACAGCAGUGGCCUCCCGUCACCACGGAAACAGCCUCCGCCCAAGCCAAAGAGGGACCCCAGCACCCGGCUGAGUGCCUCCUACGAGGCUGUGAGCGCCUGCCUCUCAGCGGCCAAGGACACAGCCAGCGAAGCUCUGACGCGACCCAGACCCCACAGUGAUGACUACAGCACCAUGAAGAAGAUCCCCCCUCGAAAGCCAAAGAGAAGUCCCAACACAAAGCUCAGCGGCUCCUAUGAGGAAAUUUGGGGCCCCCGGCCCCCAGGUGCCAUGUGUCAGGCAGGUGCCCGCCAGGUCCCCGGAACCCCUGGUGCCCAGCGGGCCUGCCCAGCUGAUGGCCCGCAGUACACCCCGCAGCUGCCACUGCGCCUGCCCCUACCCCAGGGCGACGAGGAUGAUGACACGGAGCCUGUGUACAUCGAGAUGGUGGGGAACGCGGCCAGGGCGGGCGGCCACGAGGCCGACAGCCCCGACCAGGGCGAGUCAGUGUACGAGGAGAUGAAGUACUUCUUGCCCGAGGAGGGCGGCAGCCUGGGCAUGGUGUCCUUCCUGUCCCCCUCGCCUCUGUUCUCGGACACUCGGAAAGCCUUGGCCUUGGAGGCUGGUGAGGGGGGCUGCCAGCCCCUGAGGGACACGUGCGACAUCCCGCCCCCCUUCCCCAACCUGCUCCCGCACCGGCCUCCGCUCCUGGUCUUCCCGCCCACGCCGGUGACCUGCUCCCCUGCCUCGGACGAGUCGCCGCUGACGCCCCUGGAGGUGAAGAAGCUGCCGGUCCUGGAAACCAACCUCAAGUACCCUGUGCAGUCCGAGGGCUCCAGCCCCUUGUCGCCGCAGUACUCCAAAGCCCCGAAGGGGGACGGCGACAGACCCGCGUCCCCCGGCGGCGCCGUGUCCGACGGGCCUCGUUUUGAAACUAACAUGAACCUAACUGGACGGGAUGAUCCUAAUACAUCAGAAAUUGCUUCGGAGACUCAAGAUAGAAAUGCAAAUAACCAUGGAAUUCAAUUAUCUAAUUCACUAUCUAGUGCUAUUACUGCUGAAAAUGGAAAUUCCGUCUCAAAUGGCUCGCCUGAAGAGGACCGGUACUCACGGCUGAGUGUGAGUGGCACGGCCACGCCGUCGCUCCAGAGGCACCGGGACAGCCACACGACUCAGGUCAUCCAUCAGCUGAGGCUCUCGGAGAACGAGAGCGUGGCGCUGCAGGAGCUCCUCCAGUGGAGGCGCAAGCUGUGCGAGGAGAGAGGAGACUGGCAGCAGGCCCUGCCCCACAGCGAGCCCAGGGCGCCUCCGCCGCCUCCCUGCAAGAAGCCCACUCUGCUGAAGAAGCCCGAAGGGGCCUCCUGCAACAGGCUGCCCUCUGAGCUCUGGGACACCACCAUCUGAUGGCCCUAGAGGCUGCCUAGUGAAUCCAGGAGCGUCCAGGCAGCUGCCUUCCCACCGACUCGCUGGGUCUUCCCUCUGCGCAUUCACACGAAAAAGCACAGGACAUUGACACUGGCUAGACAAGACUUCCUGUGUGUGUGUGUGUGUGUGUGUGUGUGUGUCCUCGUUCUUUCUUAUCCAUUUUGUGGUAACACACUCUGAUUUUCGGGAUCCACGUCUAUAGGGUGCACUGCCCCUGGAAAAGGACAGAAAGGCUGAGGAGAGCGGGGGUGAGCGGAGGGUGCAGACAGCAGUGUGGGAAGCAGAGCUGCUUGACUGUGCGCUGUGUCCCUUCAGCCCCAGACACGGCCUCUGUCCUCAUGAGCACCGGCCGAGGUGCAGUGCACAGGACACACCUUUCGUUUCUUUGUAGGUGCGUGUGUGUUAUUGGAAUUUCAAACCUGGUAAUUAUUUACAUGUUUAUUAUUGUAUUUUAUAACUUUCUGAAAAUGGUGGUGCUCCCUUUCUUCAAAAAUACAGAUUUUAAAAGGUCAUUUCUAGUUUUUUUUUUUUUUUUCCCUCCACACACCUUUUUUUUAACCGAAAGCACCUGGAACCCUUGAAACGGUCGCUUUGGCUUUGCCGUGUCACCCUGCAGAAGCCUGGGCGAGUCCAGGUCCAGCUCCCCUCUGUGAAGAGGACGCAGUCCUGCACUGUGUUUUGGGUAAGCGGCUUGUGCACCCCCUGGUUGAACCCCACCCCCCAUACCAGCUUUGGCAUAGGCUACAGGCAGUUCGUGGCACUCAGACUCAUGGCUGGUGGUGCACAAAAGGUGUGGAUGAGCAGACGGAGCCACGCUGCUUCCCGCAGCCACAUUGCAUUGCAAGACGCCCGCGAGCCACGUUGCAUGCCUCGCUUGCUGUGUCCCUCACCUGCUGUGACGCAAGCCUUGUCCCCCUGUGCUUCCGCCGGCUGUCGGGAAAUUCUGGGCAGUGCCCGGACCCCUCUGUCUUGCUACACGGGCCUUUUAUCCAUACCAGCCUUUGAAAAGUUACUGUGCCAAUAAAAGGGUCAACUGUG